CAACCCCCAGAACUGAAUCUCUCCUUUAUCCAAUCCUCUUUGGUGUAUGAGACCGAAAAAACGUCGACCACAUGCGUAAAAUUCACUCACACAACCGAAAAAUCCCAAACGACAAUCGACGACGCAAACGGUAAAUCGCAAGUACCAAGUACUCGCAAAAAAAAGGAAAAGAAAACGCGAAGUUGUAACGGCCAAUGGCCAACGUCGUGAGUUGACAAUUAAAAUUCCCGAGGGCAUAAUCGUGUGGAAAUACCCAUUAAAAAGUGAUUCCGUAGAAUUUAUUUUCAAUUAUUUUCUCAGGCCAACAAAAGUACAAAACCCUCCCCUCAUAAUUACCCACUGAUUUCGCAAAUAAAUCUAAAAAAAAAAUCAUCAAUUCAUUGGUGAUUCAUUCUCAUCACUCAACACUCGUCUUGUCAAUUCGAAUUUAUCAAUAAAAUCAUUAUCUCGACAUAUUGUUGAGGCAUUGAUGUGUCGGGUGGAUUGAUAAACCCGUCAAAUGCAAGUACGACCAAUAAAAACGUUCAAGUGCUGCUCGACUAUAUAUCGGCAUAUGUGAGGUGUCUCCUGCAAGAGAAAAAAUAAAUAAUUCAUUCAUCCCCAGAAACAACAGAGGAAUCCCUGAGAAACAGUCAUCCAGUGGUGAUAAUUGUCAGCUGUUGGUGCUGUCAAGAAAUGUGGCAGAAAAUUUUGAGAAACAACUACUAGUACUAUCGAUUUAAACGUCCGAUUGGUUAAGCCAGUAGUCCAUGCAAGUAUGGCUGCCCUGCCGUCACCGACGCAGGUGGCUGGAAGCCAUGUCGCCAUUUACGAAGCGUAUUACAAUCAGGUGGAUCCAAACGGUUAUGGGAGGAUUGGAGCGAUGGAGGCGGCACGGUUUCUCAAGAAAUCCCAGCUGAGUGAUGUGAUCCUCAGCAAAAUAUGGGACAUGGCUGAUCCCCAAGCCCGGGGUUCUCUCGACAAAUCUGGCAUGUUCGUUGCCCUGAAAUUAUGUGCCUUUGCCCAGGCUGGACACGAGUUGAAUAUCGCCAAUGUUAAUCUCGAUGUACCACCACCUAAAAUGGGUGAGAUACCAGUGAUAACGAAGAAAAGUCCAGCUGUACCACCACCACCUGUUUUGAGCUCAAUAAAUAAUGGAGAUUGGGCGAUUAAACCAGCUGAGCGGAUAAAGUACGAUCGAUUGUUCGAUAAUCUUCAGCCAGCUAAUGGUUACAUACCUGGCAAUAAAGUUAAGGGUGUGCUUAUGGAUAGUAAACUGCCCCUCGAGACACUAGGCAAAAUAUGGGAUCUUGCGGAUAUGGAUAAGGAUGGAAUGCUCGACAGACACGAGUUUGUCGUGGCAAUGCAUCUGGUUUACAAAGCUCUCGAGAAAUACGCGAUCCCAAGUGUAUUACCACCGGAACUUAUGCCACCGGGAAAAAGAAAAGAGUCUCUCGUUAUGAAUUCAACAUCUCCUGUACCACCAACCAUUCCACCUCUACCAACAGCAGCUGCUGUUAAUAAUCUAGUUGGAUUGGAGUCUAUGCAGCCGAUGCCACCUCAAUUACCACCACAACCGUCACCCCAGCCUCAACUCCAGUGGGUGGUGACUCCAGAGGAUCAGGCAGCAGCUGAUAAACUCUUCCUGCAGGCUGACAUGGAUAUGGAUGGAUUUGUGUCCGGUGGUGAGAUCAAGGACGUCUUCCUCCAGAGUGGACUACCCCAGACCAUUUUAGCUCACAUUUGGGGCCUUUGCGACGUCUGCCAGAGCGGAAAACUGAACAAGGAGCAAUUCGCUCUCGCCAUGUGGCUGAUAAAACAGAAACUCCGGGGCUCCGACCCACCACAGGCACUGACCCCGGAGAUGAUGCCACCGUCUCUGAGAAAAGCCAAGGAUGGAGGCGGCGUGGAGAACAAUAAUAUCUCAGGCUACUCCAACCCUGAACUCGACAUGAUCAGCAAGGAUAUCGCUGAAUUGGCAAAAGAGCGGAGAGCGAUGGAGCAAGAUGUUGCCCAGAAGGAGGCGGAUAUUAAAAUAAAAAAUGGUGAGAUCAAGAGUCUCCAGAGUGAACUGGAUACACUUGCUGCAACCCUCAAGCAGUUGGAGAAUCAGAGGGGCGAGGCCCAGAAACGACUGAAUGAUCUGAAGGCUCAGCGGGCUGAUGUAGAAAAUGAAUUGAGUCAAGUCGAGCAGGAAAUGCGUGAGGAGCAGGAAAAGGUGGACAAACUCCGUCAGCAAGCAGAAGAGCAGGAGUCAGUGCUUCGCUCCCAGGAAGAGGAAUUGAACACAAAGAGACAGGAGCUGGAGGGUUUGCGCCAGGAGGAGCAGCAGUUGGAGCAACAGCAAAACAGAAGCAGAGAUCAGCUAAACGAAUUAACAAAAAACCUCCAGAAUACUCAGCUUCAGAUAAGCCAGGCUAAGCUGAAGAUCACACAUCUGGAGGAGCAGCAGAGACAGAUGAACGAUGCAAUAGCGAUGUACGACUCGGCAUUGGCUGUUGGAGAUCCCACUCUGGUGACAGAUGCAAUUCUCCAGCUGCAUCCGGACAUUGACGUAGUCGAGCAGAUCGAGAGUGAGAUAGCACCGAAGAUCAAUGGUGUAAAUGAGGGUGGAAAGGUGGAUGGAUUCUCAGGUGUGAAUGGCAGUGAUGGAUUUGGCCAGGAGGAUCCAUUCGCCUCGUCCCAAGCUGCUGAAGCCUUUGGUACUCCUGGGGCUGAUCCAUUCGCCAAUUUUGAUGGCAGGACUAAUGUCUCUGGUGGAUUCACCAGUGAUCCAUUUGCUGCUAAACAAGACGCUUACGAUCCCUUUGGCGAUGGCAGGAGGAGUGAUAAUACUGGUGGUGAGACAAUACCCACUAAAGAUCCUUUUGGUGAUGAUCCAUUCGCCAAUCUUCACGCACCAACGCGUGCUGAGAGUCCCAGUCCAGCUCUACCACCAAAAAAAGCGAAACAACCACCACCAAGACCUGCACCACCUCGUCCAACAGCUGGACCUAAUCUCAGAGCAGCACCAGCUCCACCAACACCAUCACCAACACCCGAUCCAUUUACCAAUACCAAUGCUGAUCCAUUUGCUGCGCAGAAUGAUAAUAAUAAUGGAAACACUGGCUUUGGCUCUACAAUCACUGGUUUCGCUGAUUUCGCUAAUUUCGAUUCGAAGCCGGAAGUGGCGCAAACUCGAGGGGCAAAUUCAGCACCCGCUACCCAGAAGUUGCCAGACUUCACGGAGGAUCCCUUCAGGAACUAUCGAUACGAGGAUCUCUUUGAGAUAGCUGAUCCAUUCGCCGAUGACGAUGUCAAUGCCAACGAUUCAAAAUCGAAAGAGAAAAAAACCGAGACUAAAUUCGAUCCGUUCGGUCUAGAGAUGACAAACGAGGGAACGAGAGAUCCCUUCACCCGCGACUUCGAGUCCGACUUCUCCAAGACAUUUCCCCAGCCAUUUGUCAAGUCGAAGAACGACAAAUUCAGUCUACCACUGGAUAAGAACAACUCGUCGAAUAAUAACAGCAAUUCGUCGUCACCAAAACCUGUUAACAAACCGAUUAAUUUUGAUGAGGCAUUUUCAUCGAUCAAGAGAGAACGCACCAAGAGGUCUGAUAAUGUCAGUAUUGCUCAGGCAUUCAAGGAUAAAUUGGGAUUGGGUCACAAUAAUCUGCAGAAGAGCAAGAGUAAUAAUAAUAGUAAGACGUGGAAUGAGGAUGCUGCAGCCAAGAUAUCAGGGAAUUUGACUGAGAAUCAGCAGUUGGCGUGGGCUGCACAGCAGAGUCUCAGAGCUGAGGAGGAGAGAAAGAGGAUUAAGGAGCAGGAAGAGGCUGAUCUUGCUCUGGCCCUCAAGCUCAGCAGGGAGGAGAAGUCAAGCAAUAAGUUCUAACGAUUCUCAAACGAUAAGUAAUAUUCUGAAUUAAUUCAGCAGUCAAGUGGUGAAUGGAGAUAACUCGACUCAUCACUUCGCUCAGUUUUUCCGGGAUAUCUCCGGAACCAGCGGAGAUAGCGGAAUUUUUGUCCUUACCUUUUUUGUAGGGCUGAUCGAAAGCUGUAGAUAAGGUUAUCACAGAAAUUGUCCUGUGUUCUUUAGUUUCGGAGAUAUUGACGAAAAACUGGGAUAUCUCUCCGAAAAUGGAAAUCUACUUGAUUUAAUGAUUCGUUAAUGAUUUGAAAGUUGGAAUAAUUGUUUUCUCGUUUUGAUUGUAAUAGUUCGGUUAGCAAAUUGAAUAAUAUUCUUGACUUUUAGUUGUUGUCUUGUCAAUUGAGAUGACGAUGAUGGAAGUAUUAGUAAUCGGUAAAAAUAGAUUAAAAUUAAAUUGACAAUUGGAAAAAACGUAAAACGUGUUUUGUUCGUCCAUCAGGAGAAAAAUUCAUGCUGUAUUCUAAAGCCACGGAAAUAAACGGAAAAUCUACUCUAAUGUCUUGCUAACGCCUUCCCAAAACAAUGAGAUAAAUGAACAAUUUAUGAGAAAACAAUACAAUAACUAUAAAUAUGUAAACAAAGUUAUAAAGCACAGAAUAUAAGCAUUAUACGAUUGAAUUAAGUGGAGAAUAUUCUAAGAAUGAUUACGAAAAAUUUAUGAUGAAUAUUAAUCACUGGAGGAGUGAUAAAACGAUAAAUUUCUAUUUCAGUUUAACAACUGAUCGUGAAAUGAAAUUAAUCCAAGGUGAAGAUAAAAGAUCCGUCUUAAAUAUUCAAUAUCUACCGAACAAAUGAUUCCAUUUUGCUGAAUUUUUUGUGACAUGAAAAGCGAGAAAAUACCUUUAAAAUGGCCUCAACCUUUUCGAUUUCCACUCUGCCAAACUCGAAAUAUUGACGAUUAAAGAAGGAUUUUUUUCAUUUCCACUUUAGUUUUAUCAUUUUCCUGGUGAACCGUUGUGUUGGAUGAAUAAUUUACGCGUAAUAAAUUCAUAUCAGAAAUAAUCUUAAGCGCGUAAUAAGCACCACUAUUCCCAGAGCAGUCUAUCGAGAAUAAUUAAUCUCACUUCGUCUCAUUUUUUAAUUUUUUUUAGGAUAAAUGACGGAUUAACGGGUCAUUCUUCAGUUUGACGUAAUUCUCUCGGUAGAAUUUUGAUUUUAUUCUGAGAACCUCCUCUCAUGGUACUCAGUACGUUCCAAAGACAAAUAGUGUUCAAAGGUAUUGCAUGAUAGCGAUGAUGCUCGGUCUGAGGAGGAAAAGUCACCGGACUUGAACCAAUUGUAGUUUUCACAAUUUCCCCGAAAAUAUUCGCGAAUAUCUCAAAAACCGGGGGUCACAGAGAAAAAUAUCAAAUAAACUUUCCGUAGCUCUUGAAAUUUCCAACAAAAAAGCUCCCCACCAUUUUUUCCAUAACACCCUUAUUAACAGAGAUAUACGAGAUAACGACUGCAACAAUUUUUGAUGCUCGAGUGAUUUUUCCUCCCAGCUAAUCAGUUUGCAUUUUUCCCAAAAGCAAACUCAAUAAUUAUUAAUUACCUCCAACGUAAUGAUGUUUUAAGUACCUCCUGUUACUUGAUUGUCCCUUUCGUACUUUAUUUUAAGUUCACAAAACCCCGGAGACCUCAGUCGCAUACAUUUCCUUUCUCCAAUCAAUAAUUAUUUAAUUUCUGUACGAAUUAGUUUAUUAGAUAUCAAGUCUAUUAUCAUUAUAUUAUCGCGUACUACAGCUUUAUCUUAACCAUAUAAUUGUUUUGUAUAUAAUUACGGUUUCCAAGAAAACUCCUGAGAUUAUUUAGAGAAUUAAGUACGAAUAUAUCAUGACAUCUCUAUUCGUUCAUCACUCAAUUACUGUUGUUUAAACUUACACUUUAACUAGUCAAUUAUGUACGAUUGAUUUAAGAUGAGUCGAACCGAGCUAAAGACGAAGGUAAUAUUAACGAACAAUUGUUAUUAAUCUUUAUUCUCGCUCAACUUUAUUGAAAAAAAAGGACUAAAGACGGAAAAAAAAGUGUUAAUUGUUCACCAUUGUUACCUUUCACUUCUCUGCGCUUGAGGAUGAUGCUUUUGAAGCUUUUUUCAUUAACCAAUUAAACAAUUAAACAAAAAGAAAUAUGACAAAGAUUCGUGACGCUAAUUGGACCGAAGUGAUUAAAUGAGAUCCAUUCGAAAGCAAUUGAUCAGACAAUUGUAAAAUAAUUCAAUUGAAAAUGACAGCUGCUUGAAUAAUUAUUCACCAGAGUUGAAUAACAUUUUUCCACUUCUCUCUACAAAUCAUCACGAAUAUCUGACGUAAACAAAGACUUUUAAUUUCUGAUUAAAAACAAGAGAAAAAAAA
This is a messenger RNA of Fopius arisanus, 6219 nucleotides long. RefSeq names its product Epidermal growth factor receptor pathway substrate clone 15 (gene Eps-15). The record is from RefSeq and is a predicted model, not a curated record. Gene Ontology annotation, molecular function: cadherin binding; calcium ion binding. Bases 758 to 3850 code for a protein of 1030 amino acids. Gene Ontology annotation, cellular component: cytoplasm; clathrin coat of coated pit; plasma membrane. Gene Ontology annotation, biological process: endosomal transport; endocytosis. Lineage: Eukaryota; Metazoa; Arthropoda; Insecta; Hymenoptera; Braconidae. The transcript has 10 exons.